AUGACAAAUCGAAUCCAUACCGAUGUCUCCUCGCGCCUAAUGAUGGCUGUAGGGGUAGUCGUUGUUAUUUGGAUCCUCGCAUAUGUUAUAAAUCUAUUACUGGAUCCCCUUCGAGAUAUCCCAGGUCCUCUAGGGGCCAGAUUUUCUCGAUUUUGGUACCUGCGUGCAAUCAGCAAUGGAGAUUUUGAGAAAAGGAAUAUCGACCUCCAUCGAGUCUACGGACCGAUUGUCCGGAUAGCUCCCCGGCAAUAUAGCCUUGACGAUCCUAAGGUGCUUCGCACGAUCUACUCACAUUCCUCAACGUUUACCAAGGCAGCAUGGUACGAUGCCAGUGGGAAUCCGAAUCCCGAAUCCCAUGACCUGUUCACGGAUAGGGAUCCGCGACGCCAUAGUGCCAAUCGACGAAAAGUCGCCUCGCUGUACAGCAUGACCAGCCUUGUACAGAUGGAGUCCUGCGUAGUGGAGUGUUCUGCCCUGUUGAUACAGAAGCUUACAGGGUUUGCGGAAUCUGGUCGUCCAUUUAACCUGCAACACUGGAUGCAGUACUAUGCCUUUGAUGCGAUUGGGCUUAUUACUGUCAAUAAGAGAUUUGGAUUCCUCGAUAGCGGUACAGAUCAGAACUCGUUGAUUGCUUCCCUUCACGCUUACCUUAUAUAUGCUGCCAACGUCGGCGUUUACGCGGAGUGGCAUCCAUUCCUGGCCAAGAUUGUGGCUCUUCUUCCAUCCCCAGGGAUGGGGCACCUGCAAGGCUUCACAGCGCAUCAUAUUGCAGAAGGCCAAGCCAAUUUCUCGGCGAAGGCGAGUAACCUGCCCUCCUCUGACAGUUUCCUGGAGAAGCUUUUAAAGAUGCAUGCGCAAAAUCCAGAAAAGAUCAGCUUGGCGGACAUCUUCACUACCUGUAUCACCAAUGUCGGGGCAGGUUCCGACACAACCUCCAUCUCGCUUACAGCGCUCCUAUACAACUUAUCCAAACAUUCAAGUAUCCAUCGAAAGCUCCGCGAGGAAAUCGAACUAGCCGAUAAGCAGGGCAAGCUGUCUUCACCUGCUAUAACUUUCCAAGAGUCUCAGAAUCUACCAUAUCUUCAAGCCUGCAUCAAAGAGGCUCUGCGUUUACAUCCUGCGACCGGGCUCCCUCUUGCUCGGGUUGUCCCAAAGGGUGGUGCGACUCUAUCUGGCAGAUUCUUUCCUGAAGGUGAAAUCGUCGGUGUGAACGCAUGGGUUAUCCAUCAGAACGAGUCGGUGUUUGGUCCUGACACGGCAUCGUACCGCCCAGAAAGAUGGUUAGAGGACCCAGCCCGGUCCUCGGAAAUGGACCGUGGUUUCCUUGCUUUCGGUGCCGGGGCACGAACCUGUAUCGGCAAGAACAUUAGCUUGAUGGAAAUCGGCAAAUUGGUUCCCGAGCUCGUGAGACGGUUUGACUUUGAGUUGGUCGAUUCUAAGGCACCCUUAGAAACGCAGAAUGUGUGGUUCGUUAAGCAAACUAAUGUUGAGUGUCGCGUUAGACUGCGGAGAGAAGCUUAG
Penicillium concentricum is the source of this 1521-nucleotide messenger RNA. RefSeq names its product cytochrome P450. Lineage: Eukaryota; Fungi; Ascomycota; Eurotiomycetes; Eurotiales; Aspergillaceae. Bases 1 to 1521 code for a protein of 506 amino acids. The record is from RefSeq and is a predicted model, not a curated record. The transcript is spliced from 7 exons. Gene Ontology annotation, molecular function: oxidoreductase activity, acting on paired donors, with incorporation or reduction of molecular oxygen; iron ion binding; heme binding.